Messenger RNA from Triticum urartu, 1038 nucleotides. RefSeq lists its product as uncharacterized. The record is from RefSeq and is a predicted model, not a curated record. NCBI's taxonomy places the organism in Eukaryota, Viridiplantae, Streptophyta, Magnoliopsida, Poales, Poaceae. Gene Ontology annotation, molecular function: zinc ion binding.
AUGUUGUUCAAUCUUGCAAGGGCCAAGUUAGCACAAUGCACACCUGAUGGAGCAAGGGAUGUUAUGAACACAGGCCCACAACACUGGAGCAGGGCUUGGUUCAGGUUAGGAAGUUGUUGUGAUUCUGUGGACAACAACAUUUCUGAAACUUUUAACAAAUGGAUAGUUGAGGCUAGAUUAUAUCUGGUGAUAACAAUGUUCGAAACAAUUAGGCAACAAAUUAUGAUCAGGAUACAAGAAAUGAGAAGUGAAAUGGAAAGUUGGACUGGCAUCAUCUGUCCAAAAGUACUGAAGAAGCUACAGAAAAGCAUAGAUUAUUCUGCUUAUUGUCAUGCAAUUUUUAAUGGCAAUGAUGCAUAUGAAGUGAAGACAAGAGUACAUAGGUACACUGUCAGAUUGCAUGACAGGACAUGUAGUUGUAGGUAUUGGCAGUUGUCAGGCCUUCCUUGCUCGCAUGCCAUCAGCUGCAUACACUGCACUACAAACAAAUUGGAUGAUUACAUUGCUGAUUGCUACAGAGUGGAUAAUUUCAAAAAAACUUAUGCUUAUUGUCUGCAACCUCUUGAGGGAAGAGCUGCAUGGCCUGUGUCUCAGAGACCAAAACCAAAAGCACAUGGGCACAUCAAUAUGCCUGGUAGGAAAAAGAAGUGUAGAACAAGAGAAGAGGAAGAAAAACCAAAGACUAGCAAAGUUAGCAAGGUUGGCACAGUGAUCAAGUGUAGCUUGUGCAAGCAAAGUGGACACAACAAAACAACUUGCAAACAAAGAAAUGGAGUGCCUAGUGCUAGUGCUCCAUCUGCUUCUGCUCCUAGUGGUACUGCUCCACUUUCUGCUACGCCUAGUGCUCCUAGGGGAAGUGCUCGUCCACCAAGUGAAGCACCUGUUCUGAGUUCACAACAAAGCACUUCACACAAAAGAAGGGCCACAUGGAGAUGGCACCACCAAGACAAGCAAAGAGAAGGGCGCCAACUAAUAACAACAGUAGGUCAAAUAAUUUCUCUGGAAAUACCUUCAAUGUACAUGGAAGCUCGAAUGUGA